GCGCAAGAAUUAGAAAUAGCGCAGGCACUGCGAUCGAGAGAGAGAUAGAGAGAGAUCGAGAGAUGGAAAUCAAAACCCUAACCCUAAUGCCUCUUCAAUCGGAUCAAAAUGCGUGCCAUGAUUGAGUUUCUAGGGUUUUUCUCUCUGUAAUCGCUUCAAAAUUCGCAAUAUCAGGCUUGGAAACCCUCAAAAUUUGAUUGCGGAGCUUCAAAUCAUCUACAAUGGAGUAGUUUGAGAAUCUUGCUUCUAUACCAUCAAUAUCGAUUGCCGGUGCUGGAGCUUCAAACUAUCUUCAGUGAAGUAGCUUGAGGCAUUAAGCAUCAAGAAGUAUACACUGUGCUAGGUUAGUAAUGGCGAGAGACCGUGACAAAGAAGAGCGAAAUGAAAGGGCAAAGAAAGCCAUUGGUGCGAUGAAGGCCAUGGGAAUCCCUGUCCAUAAGGCAAAACCAGUGCUUAAGAGCCUCUUGAAGGAGUCUGAAAACAGCUGGGAUUUCAUUGAAGCCGAUAACUACAGCGUCCUUGUGGAUGCUCUCAUUUCUCUUCCAGAAUCCCCUGAUGCCAGUGCUAAGAAGCGCGAUGCUGGUUUAGCUGAGCAGUCAGGGCCUACUCGGAAGAAACUGAAGCUCAAUGAAGAAGAUGAAGAUGAAGAUGAAGCUUCACCUUCGGGAACUAGAGUUGAUGAGCUAAGAGCCACUUCACCAGUUCAGCAGGCUCCUGAAGAUGAUGUUUCGCCUCAGUUGCAGCUUCGCAGGCGAAGAAUGGAGCCGGCUGGUGAGAGUGCGUCACCUCAACCAUCUUUUGGACAACAUGGAGGGGGAACUGCUGUUUCACCACGAGGAAAUGGUCAAGAGAUGAGUGCUCCAAGUGUUGGAGUUCAAAUAGGUCACAAGAAAGAGCAGGCGCCCACACCCAGUUCCUUAGUUACCUAUGGAAGAGAUAAAGGGUUGAUGAAGGAGAAUAUGGAUAGCCCGGUUUAUCAUCGUAACCGUAAGGGUGAGCAGGCAAAUCAAAAUCCGGUUUCUCCAAUUAUACCAAAAGAUGAGCCGCUGGAUGACAAUGAGCCUGGUUUUGAGGUUCCUAUAGCAGUGAUGCCUCCGGAUGAACCAACUUCCUUCAGAAACAAAGAUCUCCAACAUCAAAAUGUGCAUAAUGACAUUCCGGUCAGUAACGGUUCUACGUCUCAGAUAAAUGCUUCUGAAACUCUAGCGUCACAACAUUCUGAAAGGAGGAAAGAAAAUGGUGUCCCUUGCAACAAUUCCGGUUGCAAGGAUGACAGUGCCCAAGAGCUUGCAGGUCUUCAGGAUGCAUCAGUAAAAAAGGUUGAGAUAGCAUCUUCUAAAUCAGGGGAAGUCAAAGUUUCAUUAACCUGUAGCUCUGACAAUCAAAAUUUUGUGAUGCCUGAUCUGGAAAGUCUUUUUAAGAUGGUUGAGGACAGGUGCUUGAAAUCAUAUAGGAUUCUUCAGCCUGAUUUCUCUCUUAUGAAUGUAAUGACAGAGCUUUGCCAGUGUGUUGUUGAACUGAGCUCAAAUCCCACUGGAGAAAAGGAGGAGAGCACUGUAAAUGUAACCCCUUUGGUGGACUCACUGAAGAAGUCUGGUAUGGGCAGUACGUUGGGUGGCAUUCCAUCAUUUCCUUCAAAUAGUUCGCCUUUGGCAGUGCCACAUUGCAUAAGACCACUUGCUUCAGAAGAUCUUACCAUGAAUGGAAGUGGUAAGAAGAAAAAUAACUCUGGGAAUCCUGGCACUUCAAAUGUGAGUGCCAGUGAAUUGAUGGUUUUUAAGCAGCAACACCCCCAAUGUGUUAAUGUAAGGCCUCUACAUGAUGCAAAUGACAUUACAAAGGGUGAGGAAAGAGUAAGGAUUUCUGUGGUGAAUGAAGUCAGCAGUGAAAGACUUCCUCCUUCUUUUCACUACAUCCCACAAAACUUAGUUUAUCAAAAUGGGUAUAUAAAUUUUUCGCUGGCUCGAAUAGGUGAUGAAGAUUGUUGUGCAGAUUGUUUUGGAGAUUGCCUUGCUGCUGCCAUCCCCUGUGCAUGUGCACGUGAGACUGGAGGUGAAUUUGCCUACACAUCAGAGGGAGUGAUUAAGAAGGAAUUUUUAGAUGAAUGCAUUUCCAUGAAUUCAGAUCCUGAAAAGCAUCAUCAUGUUUACUGUAAGGAUUGUCCUCUUGAAAGGUCCAAGAAUAAAACUAGGCCUGGGGCAUGCAAGGGACACCUUGUUAGAAAAUUUAUAAAAGAAUGUUGGAGCAAGUGUGGAUGUAAUAAACAAUGUGGGAAUCGAGUAGUGCAGAGAGGCAUUACAUGCAAUCUUCAGGUAUUUUACACAUCUGAAGGAAAAGGUUGGGGUUUGCGCACACUGGAUGAUUUACCGAGGGGAGCUUUUGUGUGUGAAUAUGUAGGCGAAAUUUUAACAAAUAUGGAACUAUAUGAGCGAACAAUGCAGACCACAGGUAAUGCCCGACAUACUUACCCUGUUCUACUUGACGCUGACUGGGGAUCAGAGGGUGUUCUGAAGGAUGAAGAAGCUCUAUGUCUUGAUGCUACCUUUUAUGGCAAUGUUGGACGAUUUGUUAACCACAGAUGUUUUGAUGCAAACUUGAUUGAGAUUCCGGUUGAAGUGGAGACUGCAGACCAUCAUUACUACCACCUUGCUUUUUUCACAACUAGGAAGGUAGAAGCUCUUGAAGAGCUUACUUGGGAUUAUGGGAUUGACUUUGGUGAUCAUAAGCACCCGGUCAAGGCAUUUCAGUGUCGCUGUUUAAGCAGAUUCUGCCGGGAUAAGAAAAAACCAAGAACCAGAAGAAAUUCACUCGUUUUGAAGUGAAUCAAUCAUCAACCUGCUAAAACAUCAUGUUUUAAAUCAUCUCGUUUCAGGUACGACGAGGAUGUAUUAGUAAUGACAAAUUAUGGGUGGCUGUCAGGUUUCUUUUCAAAACUAUCAUGUAUUUAUCAGCCAUGAAAUGUCUUCAAAUACUAUGUUGGCAUAUAACCUUCUCUG
Messenger RNA from Dioscorea cayenensis subsp. rotundata (Guinea yam), 2996 nucleotides. Its product is annotated as probable inactive histone-lysine N-methyltransferase SUVR2. The transcript is spliced from 11 exons. The record is from RefSeq and is a predicted model, not a curated record. Gene Ontology annotation, cellular component: nucleus. Bases 351 to 2822 code for a protein of 823 amino acids. NCBI's taxonomy places the organism in Eukaryota, Viridiplantae, Streptophyta, Magnoliopsida, Dioscoreales, Dioscoreaceae. Gene Ontology annotation, molecular function: protein binding; zinc ion binding; histone methyltransferase activity.